GGCAAGAAUUAUGCAAGUAAAAGCAAUAGGAUUAGGACGAGGAGUAGUUUUUCUUUUAGAACCAGGAUACAACACACCGAAAAAGUAGCAUGCCGUCCAGCCCUUCCCACGACCAAAUUUCUGGCACCACUGCUGCCACUCCGACGGAUUUGAGAUUUGGCACCCCCGGACAAAAGGACGCCCAGGGAUCAAAACAAACCGCUCCGCUACAGUCGCCCGUGCUCCCCGCGGAUUCUCCUUUGGGUUCCGGUACAGGGGUACGGAGCAGCGGAAAUUAUAGCGAUGAUGAUCUUCACUCUGAAACAAAAACGAGCAAGAAUCAAGUCGGCACGGGAGUAGCGAAUAGUAAACUGGAUCUACGGCACGAUCCUGAGUAUCAGCGUGAUCAUGACGAGAAUUAUCACCACCAGCAUUUUUCCAAGGCCACGACAGCCACGAUUACUUCAACAUCUACAGGGCUUUAUUCCAGAAACGUCAACAAGCAGGUCCAAACGGAUCAACUGACCGCUCCCGAGGAUGAGGAGGUUGCGCCUAUGGUAGAUGAAAAUGAAUUUACCAGUACAUUUUUGUCGCCCGGUGUUCUUGUUCCACCAUCUUCUAUCCACCCGGAAAAUAAAACUCGAAAGGCCCGGCUGCUUGCGCUGCAGAAAAAUCUCACGGCGUCGGUGGAGCAGUUGCAGGACAGGGCUAUGCAGGUGAAGGCCGAAAAGGAGGAGGCGGUGCUGUUUCGGAACAAUAUCUCCUCUGCUCGCCCGAUGGUGGAUUUUCUCGCAUCGUCGACGUCGAUAAACCACUUCAAAACUUCGAUGUCUGACUUUCACGUCCCCUUGCGGAGAAAAGCAGCGCAACUCUUCUUUUUCCGCGUGUGGGCGAAAUUUUCGGAAGCGCUGCGUGGGGAACGCGACCGGGAGCGGCGUAUUGGGAGUUUUGUCGAGGAGCUGUAUGCUACCUUUCAGGAGGAAGGCAGAGAGAAGAACAAGCCAGGAGCGCAGGGGAGGACAAGUAGAGGACAAGAAGUACAACUAAGCACGUCGAAGAAGCCUCAGGUCAAAACCUCUACUUCUUCUGCCGGCCGUUCAUCUGUAGUAGUUGCACGACCGGAAAGAAGUACUACAAGAAGCUCCACUACGAAUACUACCGCCACCCUGGUGCAUAUCGCAACGGAAACGGGCUUGCUUCGCGUUUUCGACCGACAGUGGCGGUUGAAGUUGUUUUCCAAAAGUUUUUCGCGGUGGAAGGAAUUUCACCGGAGAACAGAAGUGCAGAGGCUGCGCGACGUUCUGAAACAGAUGAAAGAAUAUAACGCCUUUUUGGUCGUGGAUCGAAGUUAUACCCUGAAUGAAUCGGAUCCGGUGCUUGCAGAUGUUGAAAAAUGUCGGGAAAAAGAUAGAAAAGGUAAAAGCGUAAAUGUCAAAUUUCUCCGAGAUUCUUUUGCUCCUACUGCUAGCUACACGCUGGGGACAGCGGCCGCGGCGCCGAUAAAGUGA
This is a messenger RNA of Amoebophrya sp. A120, 1487 nucleotides long. Lineage: Eukaryota; Dinophyceae; Syndiniales; Amoebophryaceae. The record is from the annotation of a GenBank genome assembly.